AACAUCAGUGUAUCAUCAUUCAUCACACCAACCUAGGAAUAAUUCUAGAAGGACCACUUUUUGAGAAGAAGAAGAAGAGCUCUAAAAUCGAUCAACAAUGGCUGAGGAUUCAUCAUCAUCCCAGUCCUUCCUGAGGAGGCAUUGGGAAGGAUACAAGGAGUUUUGGGGCGAGAGAUUUUCCUUUUUGGACAACUAUUCAAGGUUCAUCAAGCGCGACAAGCCACUCCCUUCUUGGUCUGAUUCUGAUGUCGAGGAAUUCAUUGCUUCUGACCCACUUCACGGACCCACUCUGAGGACUGCUAGGGAAGCAGCAAAGAUUAGUGCUGUAGGAGGCAUUAUUGGAGCUGUUUCAACUGCAGGUGUUACUUGGAAGUAUUCCAGGAGUUUGCAUGGUACUGCACUGUCUCUUGGAGCUGGCGCUGUCUUUGGCUGGACAUUUGGACAGGAAGUUGCUAACCACUGGCUGCAGCUAUACAGGCUUGACACCAUGGCUGCCCAGGUUAAAUUCAUGGAAUGGUGGCAGAACAAGGUUGAAGGACAGUAAUUCUCGUAUCUUAUCCCCGGUUGAAGGACAGUUUGAAGUUUGGUUUUGGUGUUAAAUGUCAAUGAACUUCUUUCAGGAAUAAGAAUCAAUCAGAGUGUUCAAAUUGUAACCAGUGACACUACGGGAUUGACUGAUUAUCUUUCCGUACUGAAUUGUUAUAGUAGAAAUGUAGAUUCUGGCAGUUUUCCUUAAAGAACAGAUCAAUGUGUGUACGAAGUUGGAAUUCAUUUCUCUCCUAUUCCAAAUCUAAACAUCUGAACAACCGUUAUUAAACUA
Molecule: messenger RNA, 820 nt
Organism: Solanum tuberosum (potato)
Lineage: Eukaryota; Viridiplantae; Streptophyta; Magnoliopsida; Solanales; Solanaceae
Product: succinate dehydrogenase subunit 6, mitochondrial-like
Exons: 3
Coding region: 98-544 (148 amino acids)
Cellular component (GO): respiratory chain complex II (succinate dehydrogenase)
Source: RefSeq, a predicted model, not a curated record